Molecule: messenger RNA, 1530 nt
Organism: Chilo suppressalis (striped riceborer)
Lineage: Eukaryota; Metazoa; Arthropoda; Insecta; Lepidoptera; Crambidae
Source: the annotation of a GenBank genome assembly
AUGAAAGAAAUCGAUAUAAAUAUAGAGGGCUUCAAUGAGAAUGGAAUAUGUGUCGGUUGUUUGAAUUACAACCGUAAAAUGGUUUAUCAUAAAGACAUCAAAGAGUGUUUCAUUAUAUUGGCUGAUAUUUAUAUUCCUGACGGUCUGCAAUUGCAGGUGUGCUGGGAAUGCCUAGUACACAUCAAGAGAACAUGUCAGUUCCGAAAACAGAUCAUAAAGUCUUACGAAAUACUCAAUAAUUAUUCUAAACAGCAUAGUUUUCUGCAUUCUCCAUCAGACUUUACAAAGUAUUCAACUACUCGUCUCUGUACAGCAAGUGUAGCAGUUGAAAGUAUUAUGCCACCAUCGACAUUAUCAAUGGAGAUUGAAGACAAUGUGGACAAGUUGCAAAUCAAAUGUGAAUCAGGAGAUCUAAGAAAGCCUAUAAAAGAAGAAGUGGAAUCUUACAAUGAAUAUGAAGAUAUUCCAAUAGAGUAUGAACAUUAUGAUGUCCAAUCACAACAUGAUAAAGACGAGUUGUCAUCUGAAGAUGAUGUACAACUAUCUGAGUUGAAGCACAAGAAGCAGAGAAAGGAGAGAAGUAAAAUCAAGAAGCAUGGCAGAAGCAGCAGCGAUAUGAUGGCAUCUAGUAGUGAAAGUGGAGAUAGUGAAGAUGUAUUGACACCGCCAGAGUUAAAAGAAACCGCCCAAGAGGUUAUUGAGACCUUAUUACCCGAGAAAUCCAGCAAAAAAUACAACAAGGCAUAUGAAGAGUUCAUACAGUGGAAAACCAAGAAGAAUGCCCCUCGUUUUACUGAAAAUGUUCUAUUGACAUAUUUUAGUGAAAAAGCGCAAACAUUAAAACCGAGCUCCGUGUGGGCCUAUUAUUCCAUGUUGAAAACUACAAUAUUGGCAAAGAACAACAUUAAUAUUGUAAAAUACAGAAAACUCACAGCGUUUCUGAGAAGAAAUGCUAAGGGGUUCCGUAGUAAGAAAUCGAAAGUUCUCACUACAGAGGAUGUUUAUACCUUUCUGGAAAAGGCUCCGGAUGACAUAUAUUUAUUGUCGAAGGUUAUUUUGAUCUUGUGUGUGAACGGUGCCUGCCGAUCCCACGAACUCCUAAAAUUAACAAUAGAUGACAUUGAGUUACACGAGAACGUGAUAAUAGUUAAACUUCCCAACACAAAGACCAAAAUCCAGCGGUCAUUCGUCAUAACGGACGUGUUCUAUGAGAUCGUGAAGAAAUAUAUUGAUCUUCGGCCUAAAAAGUUGCCGACCAACCGCUUCUUAUUGCAGUAUAAAGACAAUAGGUGUUUAACACACGGCAUUGGGAAGAAUAAAAUGAAGACGGUGCCAAAGGCAAUAGCUUCCUAUCUGAAAUUGCCCGAUCCGCAAGAAUACACUGGACACUGCUUUCGAAGGAUAUUAGCGACUGUUCUUGCUGACUCCGGUGGUGCAAAUUUGACAGCAUUAAAACGACAUGAUGGUUGUCAAUCUUUGGGUGUUGCAGAUGGCUUCAUUAGAAUUCAGCCGAAAUUAAAACAGAAAUAA